AAAAUGGUUGAAGCUAAUACAGAGGCGACCGGUGUUCUGGACAAGGGGAAUAGUUCAACAUCAAAAUUUGAUGGAAAUAGUGGCCAGAAACUAGCGUGUGGAAUUAUCGCGAGAUCAUCAGGAGUCUUCGAAAAUACGAAAAGAAUUUGUGCCUGCGAUGGGACGACCCUGUGGGAUGAGCGAGAUGAGUCUAAACAAAAAGGUUCAUUCAAAAAUACUUUCAUAUAUCCAGGGUGUGGUAAUAAUCUUUAAAUUCGACUCAGAGUGGAUAGUGCACUUUUUAAAUAAUAAUAAAUUUAUUUCUGUAUGCAGGUCAUGUAAAAGUCAUAUAAUUUCAUAAUAUUCCUGAUGAAACAUU
Fopius arisanus is the source of this 358-nucleotide messenger RNA. Its product is annotated as copper chaperone for superoxide dismutase-like. Gene Ontology annotation, molecular function: metal ion binding. Bases 4 to 252 code for a protein of 82 amino acids. Gene Ontology annotation, biological process: superoxide metabolic process. NCBI's taxonomy places the organism in Eukaryota, Metazoa, Arthropoda, Insecta, Hymenoptera, Braconidae. The record is from RefSeq and is a predicted model, not a curated record. The transcript has 3 exons.